Rhipicephalus sanguineus (brown dog tick) is the source of this 634-nucleotide messenger RNA. RefSeq lists its product as uncharacterized. Bases 35 to 589 code for a protein of 184 amino acids. Lineage: Eukaryota; Metazoa; Arthropoda; Arachnida; Ixodida; Ixodidae. The transcript is spliced from 3 exons. The record is from RefSeq and is a predicted model, not a curated record.
CCUCUUGGUGUUGGUGACGCACAAUGUGGAGAACAUGGGCAGCACCUCAUGCAUCUCCACUCCUAUUAGUUCUUGGAAAGCCAGUGCCUACCACGAUCCUACUAAACCUGCUCUGGAGCACAUGCUCAAGUUCUUGGAGUUUGUCCUCAAAGAGGAGAAGGAGCUCGAGGUGGCGCUCUCCUCGACGCUCGUGUUCAUGGGCUACACCAUGAAAAAAGCGGCGACCAAACCGGUGAAUUUUGGAGGGUCUUGCUUAGGAAACCACCCUCAGCCGUUCUACGGUUACUGCCUCACGAAGUUGCCUGACGUGGAGGAGCAUGCUGACAGCAUGACAGCGGUGGCCUUAGAUGGAACUGUGCUGUUCAGUUUCGAGACGGCAGAUAGCGUCACUAAAAAGAUGCGCCGAUUCGUACUGGACCUCGAUGACAAGGUUUACAGGCGCGUUGGAUGGGCCUUCUUCGACCUCGCUUACGAAAUCUACAACACAACUUUCUGCGCCGCUGGCAGUGCCAUCACUAGCAACUAUCCGCGGCUGUAUGCCGCCAAGGCUGUCCUUGACGAGAAUCGCAACCGAAAGUUUAGGAGAUAGAAUAAAAAUGCAAUAGCAGGCAUUCUUAGAUCGCCUGCCCCUAAU